GUGUUUAAGGACCGCCGGAACUUUAUCUGCUUUUACUCUCCACGUUAGUUUAAUAAUGGACGUGACUCUGGAAACUUAUUGUUUACUGGCGCUGAUAGUUUCACCGUUUGCUUCCGGAAAGCCUCGAGCCAUUUGCCCAAAUCCAACUAUCCAGGCAGUGGAAGGUGAUACGGUCACUCUACAAUGUUAUCUGAAUCCCCCGCACAGCGUGGUGGAUUACGCUCUUGAUUGGACAAGAGAUGACCUCAACAAAGGGGUGUACUCUUAUCGAGGCAAGCAGGAAAAUCCAAAUGACUGGAUGGAUCAAUACAAAGGCAGGUCGACUCUCCACCUUGAAGACCUGAGCAGAGGCAUCCUGACUCUGCAGAUCUCCUCAGUACAGCUGGCUGACAGCGGACCGUACAAGUGUUUUAUCUCAAGACUGUUGACCAGCUGUGUUGUUAAUGUCACUGUUGAAACGAGGGGAAAAGACCAACAGAACGAGACAAAGAGAGAUGAAUCCAGCACAACUGGACCUCCAGAGGAAGAAGAGACCGAGCCAGACGAUCACAAUGCUGCAGAGAUGGAGGCAGUCUGGAAAACUCUCAUUCCCAUCCUUGUUGUUGCUGCUGCUGGCGGUGUUUUGUUUAUCCUGGUGAAACGUGGAAAGAUCAAAAUUUGCAAGAAGACGCUCCGAAGAGCGAACUUCAAAAUGGAAAACUUGAGGACCGGAGCAACAGAGAGGGAUGAAGACUGAGACCGAUAACUUGUUUUGCUCAACAAACAUCAAGUUAAAUGUUGUUUAUGGAACUUAAUAUCUCAAACCAAACGUCUCUGACUACGCUUAUAUUCUCUCUCUAUAUGUCUAAUAGCCUUACUUCUGGGGACUGAUGAUGAUUAAGUUUAGAGGGAAGAGGGACUGCGCCAAAAUCAUGGAAAUACAUUCACAGCAGCGACCAUAUUUGCAGCAAUUCCCUGUAUAUAUAUAUUAACACAUGAUGUGUAUCGAUUACUACGACGACUACACUUACAGUAGCAUUUUGUUCUGGGGAGUCACGGAGCGACGGCAUUAACAGUGUGCAUCUGUUGAAAUGUAUCAGGAGAGAUGGUUACUGAGUGAAAGACUGUUCCUACAUAUGUUCCAUAACAUUACUGUUAACGGGGGAUUCAUUUCAGUACGGCUGCUGUACCGCCUUCAUCCUUUCCUAAACAUCAGAAUCACUUUUAUUGGCCAGGUGUGUGGACACAUACCAGGAAUUUGACUCGGGUCUUAAAUUGCUCUCAAUGUACCUACACAGAAUAAGCUUAAAUAAACAGGACAGCAAGCUCAACAAAAAACAGACACAAACUAACAUGUACAGAUGCACACAUAAAGAAAAACAUUAUUUAUAGACAGCAAGACAAUCGUGCAAUGAAGCAGUGCAACACACACUAACACGUGCCUAAGAUGUUUUAUCUGUCUUUAUUUAUUUAUUUCUUUCUCAGCCUUAAUGUUGUGUUAUGUUCAUAUAUAUAUAUAUGUUGUGUACUGUGCAAAUAUUGUUGAUUCUUUGUUCGUGAAAUAAAUUUGAAUGAAUA
Messenger RNA from Micropterus dolomieu (smallmouth bass), 1557 nucleotides. Its product is annotated as myelin-oligodendrocyte glycoprotein-like. The record is from RefSeq and is a predicted model, not a curated record. The coding region runs from base 56 to 736 and encodes 226 amino acids. Lineage: Eukaryota; Metazoa; Chordata; Actinopteri; Centrarchiformes; Centrarchidae. The transcript has 5 exons.